AUGGCUUCUCUUGGACAAAAUUGGUUUCUGGUUUUUCUGUUUACUUUUGCAGCAUUGUCAUACCGGGCGACUUCGCGAUUAUCUUCUAAUGAAGAAAAGUCGAUAAAGCACGAGCAAUGGACGGCUCAACUUAAACUCACUUACAAGAGCAACAAAGUGAAGUUGAAGAGAUUUAAGGCCAAUGAAGGAACUUGUAGCACCGACAAGCCAUCCUCCCUUCCAACAAUGAUAACUGGCCAUCAAAGUGUACCUAUGAAUAAUGAGACAUCACUGCUAAUGGAUGUGGCUAAUCAACCUGUAAGUGUUAGAAUUGACCCGAGUCAAAUGCAGUCCUACAAGAGUGGGAUUUUAACAGGCGAUUGUGGAACCAAUCUAACUCACGCCAUCACAGCAGUUGGAUAUGGUACAAGUGAAGAGGGUACUAAGUAUUGGAUAUUCAUGAAUUCUUGGGUUCCAAACUGGGGAGAAAAUGGGUUCAUCAGGAUUCAGAGAGAUAUUACUGCCGAAGAAGGAAUGUGUGGCAUUGCUAUCUAUCCUACGUUUCCCACAGCUUAA
Fraxinus pennsylvanica is the source of this 555-nucleotide messenger RNA. The record is from the annotation of a GenBank genome assembly. NCBI's taxonomy places the organism in Eukaryota, Viridiplantae, Streptophyta, Magnoliopsida, Lamiales, Oleaceae.